UUGGCAGGCGGUUUCGGCCGCUGGCCGGGCGGGGGCGCCGCAGCCGGGCGCGGGGAGCCGGGCGGGAGCGGCGGGGCCCCUCUUGCCGCCGCUCGGCCGCCGUGCUCGGGGAGGAGGGCCUUAGGCCGGCGGGCGGCCAAUCCGGGCGGGCUCUGGCGGCGAGCAGGGCAGAAUGGGCUGUAGUUUAGUGGAAUAGGAAAGCUGCAAACAGUGUGGAGUGUUCCUGGUGUAAAUAAAAGGGGGGGGGGAAGAAAAAAAGUUUCUGCAAGUCGUGGCUCUGCAUCCUCGCUCCGACCCUGGCCCGGGGGCUGGUGCGUGGCGAACAACCAACACGCUGGACUCGGCGGUGCGGCGUUAGCACGCUCUUCCCAUUGUUUGUGUUUUUUUCAAAAUAUGGCAAAGGUUCAGGUGAACAAUGUAGUGGUGUUGGAUAACCCGUCUCCUUUCUACAACCCUUUCCAGUUCGAGAUCACAUUCGAGUGCAUAGAAGACCUGUCGGAAGAUUUGGAAUGGAAAAUAAUUUAUGUGGGUUCAGCUGAAAGUGAAGAGUACGAUCAAGUGUUAGACUCUGUUUUAGUAGGACCUGUUCCUGCAGGCAGACACAUGUUUGUAUUUCAGGCUGAUGCACCUAACCCAGGGCUUAUUCCAGAUGCAGAUGCAGUAGGUGUAACAGUUGUGCUAAUUACAUGCACCUAUCGAGGUCAAGAAUUUAUUAGAGUCGGCUACUAUGUAAACAAUGAAUAUACUGAAACAGAACUGAGAGAGAAUCCACCAGUAAAGCCAGAUUUUUCUAAGCUUCAAAGGAAUAUUUUGGCAUCUAAUCCCAGAGUCACAAGAUUCCACAUUAACUGGGAGGACAACACUGAAAAACUGGAAGAUGCAGAGAGCAGUAACCCAAAUCUACAGUCGCUGCUUUCUACAGAUGCAUUACCUUCAGCAUCAAAGGGGUGGUCGACAUCAGAAAAUUCAUUAAAUGUUAUGUUAGAAUCUCAUAUGGACUGCAUGUGACUAACCACCAUUAUUUUGGUACUGUACAUGUGUUAAACUGUAAAAACAACCAGAACUAUUUCUCUCAAAUUCCAUAAGUACAUAGUUGACAAGCAAUGUGAAGAACUUGUUUUAAAACAUCCUGUAGAAAGUUUAUAAAAAAAACCCAAAAAACAACCAAACAGUAUUUGAGCAAAUUGUGGAAUAUAAAUACAGCUAUUUUUAAGUAA
Molecule: messenger RNA, 1217 nt
Organism: Apus apus (common swift)
Lineage: Eukaryota; Metazoa; Chordata; Aves; Apodiformes; Apodidae
Gene: ASF1A
Product: anti-silencing function 1A histone chaperone
Exons: 4
Coding region: 394-1008 (204 amino acids)
Biological process (GO): DNA replication-dependent chromatin assembly
Cellular component (GO): nucleus
Molecular function (GO): histone binding
Source: RefSeq, a predicted model, not a curated record